AUGAGCGACACUGACACGAUAUCGGACUCGGAUACGUAUUGUACUGACUCCACCUUCUGUAGCGAGUCGGAUACCGAGAGUACGGCGGUCGAAGAGACGAAGAAGUUGCCAAAAGUUUUGAGAAAAACGUGUUUGGACUAUUUUUUAAGCUACAGGAAUGUUUUGAAUGGGGUUGCGGUGGAAGUGGCACAACGGGUAUCGGAUUUGACGGAGGAUGUUUUAACGUUCUUGGUGAGUAUAAUACGAUGAUAUAACUUUAUUUUUGUAAUUUGUGAAGGGAAGGUUUUGUUAUUUUAUGUAUUAUGGAGAGAUGAUAGUGUUAUUCUGUGUUUUUAUUAAGAGUGAAAAAGUCUUGUCGUCAAUUUAUUGAUAUUGACAAUUCUUUUUUGGCCUUUUAAAAGUGUUGUUAUCUUUGAUCUUUUGCUACCAUCAUAUAACCAUUAGUCCCAGUUAUGAUAUUUCUAGCUAUAAAUAUUACUAUAACCUACUUUUACUCAAGUUAUACCUAAAAUUAGCCAAUUUAUACCAACUUUUAGUCAAGUUAUACCUAAAAUUCCACUUCCAGAUGACAUCCGAACGAGUUCUGAAGCAUUUUAUGGGAGGUCAACAAAGUGUUUGUGCUCUUCAAAAUGGCCAGGCUUGUAUGUACAAGAAGGAAAUCUCAUUUGCUACACGAAAACCGAGUCUUCUGGUCGCUAUCAAAGGUGUGUUAUAUCCAAAUCAAGCAAUCAUUGGUAUUGGAAAUAUGGAGCGGAGACCUGCGGAGAAGUAUACGGUGGAGAUCAUUUACAAGGGAAUCAGUAUGUUUAUUACAGUGGGGUUUUAGAAUUUAUACUAGAGUUUGGGUGAGGUUGAAAAAAAUGGUGAGGGGGGGGGUUUCUGAAAAAAAAAUUUUUGUUUUGCUUUACCUCUUUAAAACCUUUUUUUCCUUACCCUUAUGAAUCUUUAUAUGAAUUCAUGCCCAGCCUAUCUCUUAUAUAAAACCAAUUUUUAUUACCUAUAUUUUGUGCAGAACUAAACGUCAAAUUGGUUAUCCCAUUCAUUCUGUACAGCCGUGUCGUUCAACAAGUACUGGUCGAUUUGCAGAAGGAAUUGUCGAAGACCAAGGACAUUUUGAGUGGUGAAGGUUUUCAAGGGUGGCAUUAUCACGGCGUUCCGGUGCUAACAGACGAGUGUCGGCGAAAAGUGGCUGUAAUACACAUGGCGAAUCACUUGUGGAAGAGUCGGACCUACUUUUAUUCGACUUAUGACAUGAGGAUCAAUUCGAAACCUCAGUUUUUGAGUGUGGCGGAUGAGUGUAAGUAUUAACUUGUUGGUCGAUUUUUUAAAUUGUUUAAUGGCUUUUUAAAAUUUUAUUUUUUGAUGGAUUUUUUAAAGUUUUUUACUGGGUUAGGCCUAUUUUUGAGUUUAAAUAGCCAUCGUUUUAUUUUUUUAAUUUUUGAGUUUCAGAUUUGGCAGAUAUGUUAGAUAAUCCAUGUGGAAAACUGUUCCUACCAUGUGUUAACUUUCUGUGCGUUUACCAGUACCUCCCGUAAGUAUAACGUUAUUUUACAAAACAUUUUUUUACUACUGUAGAUACGUAAAACAUUGAAUUGUGUUUUUAAAAUGACAGUAUCAGGUUAUUCAAUUAAUUUUGUGCUCUUUCUCAACUCAAAUUUUUGGAGGUUUUUUACUUUGAGAGGGGGCACAGAAUUUUGUGAACGACUGAACGACCUAAUUAUAUGUUAUUGGUAGAUCUGAAAGGGAUCUACUAGGCAUGGCUCAGUGCCUUUACAGACCUAGUUAUCAGCGUUGGGAGAAUAAUCUUAUUAUCAGUGCUGAUAGGAUAAUCUUAAAAAGGAGAAGCAGGGAAGAUCAAGAAUAAUUUUGUGGACAACCCAAUAUUUGAAUUUUCAGUCUGUCACCACAAGCCGAAGCCGUGCAAUUCCAUUUUUCUGUCAAAUUCCAUGACAUUUUCGACAUUCGAACCUUUGAUCUCUACAGAACCAUCCUCGACGACUUUAAAAGAGUCAAAGCAAAACGAGUCAAAUUGUAUGCUAAGAUGUACAUUGAUUGUAGAGAAUACGAACAGCUGAAGCUGAUUCUGAAACGGACGCGGAAAGCGUUUUUACGAAUGAAACAGUUACAGUUGGAGUACAGGUUCAUGAAGUUUGAAGGGUUUCUCAGGGUUUACAUGCCUAUAUCGGUAAGGGUUUUGGUAUUAUCUUCAAUAGAGGGACACUGCUUUAUCUUAUCUUGCCAUAUUGUGUUUUACUCUACUCAUCCCUACUUUUAAACCCUACAUUACAUAUACUACAACUCUGUUGUUGCCAUCUUAUUGUAUUUUUCAUUUUUCAGCAAAAACACCAUGACGCGGACUUUAUCACAGACAUGAGAGAGCUGUCGGAACGACGCAACUUUUGCAUUUCGCCCGACCGCUGGAAGUUUAUAGCUUUGGCCAAGCACUUGGAACUACAAAUAAUUUGCAGUUUUGCCGACGAACCCGAACUCCGACUCCACCCUGAUGAAUCUAUUGUUAUGAAGGAGUGA
This is a messenger RNA of Bursaphelenchus okinawaensis, 2529 nucleotides long. The record is from the annotation of a GenBank genome assembly. NCBI's taxonomy places the organism in Eukaryota, Metazoa, Nematoda, Chromadorea, Rhabditida, Aphelenchoididae.